Molecule: messenger RNA, 1513 nt
Organism: Prosopis cineraria
Lineage: Eukaryota; Viridiplantae; Streptophyta; Magnoliopsida; Fabales; Fabaceae
Product: STOREKEEPER protein-like
Exons: 1
Coding region: 107-1246 (379 amino acids)
Biological process (GO): regulation of DNA-templated transcription
Cellular component (GO): nucleus
Source: RefSeq, a predicted model, not a curated record
CUUGAAAGAUUUCAAAACCCUAUAACGUUUGCAACUUUGCCUCCCUCUCUUCCCUUGGCUUCAUUAUUCCCGAAGCGCUUCGUCUUCGUCUGUUGGCUCCGUCGUUAUGGCUCCAAAGCGGCUUCUGGAAGACCCUCCUCCUGCUUCUUCUUCAGAAGAGGAAGAAACCGAGGACGACGCUGCCGAAGAGGACGAAGAAAACGGUGAUUCCGAAGGACUGGAAGACGAACAGGAUGAAGACAACCAUCAGAAGAAGAAUCCCAAGGCUAACGCCACCCCCGUCGCCAAAUCUGUAAAAACUCCACAAGAUCAAUCUUCGUCAGAUUCCGGCGAUGAAUCCGGGUCGGAAACCGAGUCCGACGACUCGCAGCCCUCGCCAUCAGCUUCUGCCUUCACCAUCAAACCUAUUGCAACUAAACCAAUGAAAGAACGUGUACAGCCACAGAAAAAUUCAGCAAACCGUAAGGUGACCAUGUCACCAGCGAAGGCUGUCACCGGCGGCAUGAAGCGCUCCAGGGAGAGCGAUGACAUUGAAAGGAAAGAGUCAAAGAAGAGCAAGUCAUCUGAUGGUCAAGAUGAAGAUUUGAAAAGGGGACCAGGUGUUCAACGCCUUUGGAGUGAAGACGACGAGGUUGCAGUUUUGAAGGGCAUGAUCGAGUAUCAAUCCGAGAAAGGGGCUGACCCGUGGGCUGAUAUGGAGGCUUUUCAUGGAUUUAUCAAGGAAAAUCUUCGCGUUGAUGUGUCUAAGGACCAAUUAAGGAGCAAAAUCAAGAGGUUGAAGCAGAAAUACCAAAGCAAUGCAGAAAAGGGUAAAAAUGGUGAAGCCCCUGUUCUCGGCAAGCCACAUGAUUACAAGCUUUUCGAUCUAUCCAAGAAAGUUUGGGGAGCUUCCGUCACAAAUGGGGUGGAUGAUAGUGCUAAGAAAAAGCGAAAGCCAAGUCAGAGCGAAUCCAAGAGUCCUGCUUCAGCACUACCAAAUGAUGAGAUUAUUGCUGAAGCAGAAAACCCUAAUUCGACAUUCUUUGAUGCAUUACUGGGAUCGGGGAAGCUUUUGUCAGUACCGGAGGGUGCUGCCAACAUUAUGAAGGAAGCUCUGCCUUUGAUAGGGAGUGCGAGGACCAAGGAAUUGGAGAACAAGUGGAGGAAGUUGCAGGAAGAUGAAUGCAAAUUGUACUUGAAGAAGGUCGAGUUGAUUCGUGACUCUGCUAAACUGAUGUUAGAAGCGAUGAAAUCGUCGAUGUCUUAGUGUUCUAGUCAUGGUAAGGUAAAUCAUAUCGUUAUAUGAAAUACAUUUUUGCCGUCGGAGGACUUUUACGGGAAAAUAUGAUGUGAGUUUUAAUCAAUCUCAUGGGGAUUUUUCCCUCUUCCAAUCUAUUUUUGAUGUACGUUGAUCAAAUGAAUAUCAUAUUUAAAUGUUUGGAAUUGCCAUGAACAUCUUUAAAAUGGCUCGACACACUGGUUAUGACUUGUUUGAUUCAUGAAUAUUACAAUUCACUAUGAAUUUUAUGUUUUA